AGCCAGAAUUUCAUGAUCCGGCAUCGACGCCCGGCACCGAUAUUAUGGCGCAAAAAUCACAAUCGUCUGUGCAACGUGCUCCAAUUGCCAGUCGAUUGUUUGGAAAUCUAUAAUCACGCAUUUUGAGUUCACUUGGUCAUAUUUGACGUGUCGUUAUUUGUGAAGUUUUCGUAUUUAUUAUGGAACAUCUGUUCGCUUCUGUGAUACUGAUUGUAUAAUAAUUCGUAAACACCUUUUUCUUGAUGAAUAUUUUAUAAAUGUCGGAAAAGUUGCCAAAGUAAGACGUAAAAACUCUUUUUGUUAUUAUCGAUAUCAAUUAAAUGUCGAUUAUUUAAUAUUUUGUAAUAAUGGAUCUUGCGGUCACGCAAAUUUAUGAGGAUGAAGAUUUUCCACCUACUCAGGAUGUUUUGCGUACUGUACAAGAGGAAGAAUCAGAUCAGAUUGGAACAUUGAGCAUUAAUUCUACUGAGUAUCAAAUUAAAAAAGGGAUUACAAAAAUUGGUAGAAAUAUUAAUUGUGACAUUGUUAUCAACGAUGGGGUAAGUUUUAUAUUAUUUCUUAUUUGUACAAGGAUUUAAUCCAUUGUUUAUAU
Molecule: messenger RNA, 592 nt
Organism: Pogonomyrmex barbatus (red harvester ant)
Lineage: Eukaryota; Metazoa; Arthropoda; Insecta; Hymenoptera; Formicidae
Gene: mu2
Product: mutator 2
Cellular component (GO): nucleus
Molecular function (GO): protein binding
Source: RefSeq, a predicted model, not a curated record